Messenger RNA from Myzus persicae (green peach aphid), 320 nucleotides. RefSeq lists its product as uncharacterized. The transcript has 2 exons. The record is from RefSeq and is a predicted model, not a curated record. Lineage: Eukaryota; Metazoa; Arthropoda; Insecta; Hemiptera; Aphididae. The coding region runs from base 1 to 264 and encodes 87 amino acids.
AUGAAACACCUUGGGCAUAUAUAUGAAAAUAAUGGCACCAAAAAUGGAACAAGUUAUUUUAAAUGCAGCAAAGCUCACUCACAUUUUUGUACCGGAUCUUUAAAAAGAUUACCGAAUGGGCAAACAAUUGUUCUCAAACCACAUAAUCACGAUCAUUGUGUAAAUGAAAAUUUAAUUGAUAAUUUCCGUGAAGUGUUGAAACACAGAGCUUCUACAGAAAAUGGUCUGUUAAAAAAUUUAUACGACAAAGAAGCAAGAAGGUAAAUCACUUUAGUUUACUUAAGAUUUAUAACAAUUUGUUAGUAUUAUUAUCAAUUUCU